GAAACAGUAGAAAACAAAAAGCAGAAAAAAGAAAAAGAAAAAAGAAAAAAGAGAAGAAACAGAUAAAUCAUUGGAACUUAGGUGUGAACGGAACAAAAAAAAUUCUCCGAAUUUCUUGAUCAGAUCGACGAAACGAGGAGCCCAAACAUGGAUUAAAGUUGUUAAUUUUUGUCCCGGAUAGGAAUUGUCGCGCUUUCUCUAUCUAGGAAUUUGCAGGAUUUGAUUGAGUUCGGGGGAAAAGAGGGAGUGGAUUGGGUUCGCAACUAUUUGAACUUGGAUGGAGCCCCGAGUUGGGAAUAAGUAUCGCCUCGGCAGGAAAAUCGGGAGCGGCUCCUUUGGGGAGAUCUAUUUAGGAACUAAUAUACAGACGAAUGAAGAAGUAGCUAUUAAGCUUGAAAAUGUGAAGACGAAGCAUCCCCAAUUACAAUACGAGUCGAAAUUGUACAAAUUGCUUCAAGGAGGAACUGGGAUUCCGAGUGUUAAAUGGUUUGGAGUUGAAGGAGACUAUAAUGUGCUUGUGAUUGAAUUGUUGGGGCAUAGUCUUGAAGACUUGUUUAACUUCUGUAGUAGGAAACUGUCUUUGAAGACCGUUCUCAUGCUUGCGGAUCAGAUGAUUACUCGGGUUGAGUUUAUUCACUCUAAAUCUUUCCUGCAUCGAGAUAUAAAACCAGACAACUUUCUCAUGGGAUUGGGGAGACGUGCCAAUCAGGUUUAUGCCAUAGAUUUUGGACUUGCCAAAAAAUAUAGAGAUACCUCGACUCAUCAGCACAUUCCUUAUCGAGAAAAUAAAAACUUGACCGGGACAGCCAGAUAUGCGAGUAUGAACACACAUCUUGGCAUAGAACAAAGUCGCAGGGAUGACCUAGAAUCACUUGGAUAUGUUCUCAUGUAUUUCCUAAGAGGAAGCCUUCCCUGGCAGGGGCUGAAAGCCGGAACCAAGAAACAGAAGUAUGAUAAAAUCAGUGAGAAAAAAGUUUCAACCUCGAUUGAGUCUCUAUGCCGUGGAUAUCCUACCGAGUUUGCUUCUUACUUCCAUUAUUGCCGUUCGCUUAAAUUUGAUGAUAAACCAGAUUAUGCCUUUUUGAAGAGGAAUUUCCGUGACCUUUUCAUUCGUGAAGGUUUUCAAUUCGAUCAUGUAUUUGACUGGACAAUUUUGAAAUAUCAGCAGGCUGAUUUUGCCAGCCCUCCAUCUCAUGCUCUUGGAACUGCUGCUGGGACAAGUUCAGGGAUGCAACUCGCCAACAUUGGCAGACGACCAGGCCGUGAUGAAGAUGUCACUCGUGGUUUAUCUGCUAAUGCUAGUCAUAGCAGAAACUUUCUGAAUUCUGGGAGCUUUUCUAGACAAAAAGGUGCAACUACAAAUGACUUCACCAUGGGUAAAGAACUAUCGAGUUCUAACAUUUUCCGGCAAGUUGGAACAUCAAGGCGGCCUACUGUCUCCAGCAGUCGUGAUCUGGAGAUUUCUGCCAAUGGUGGUAACGACCAUCCUUCCACCCGCACAGCAGAUCCUAGCCCGAGAAAACAGGGUAAUAGCUCCAUUGCAGCGCAGAGAAGCUCACCGGUAGUGCCAUCAGACCGUAAGCGCUCAUCUUUUACAAGAAACGCCUCGAACGUGAAGAGUUUUGAGUCCACGCUCAAGGGCAUAGCAGGCCUGAAAAUCGGCCCCGAUGAGAGGAGUUUUGAAAGAGCUCAGACACAUACACAGAGUGAGCAAGAUACGGCAAAACACGGGACGAAAGCGCGGUCGAACCUCGUUAUGUUGUAUCAGCAGUUUAAGAGAAGAGGCGGUAGUCUUACUAAAGAUAUGCUUUGAUUUCUUGCUUACUUAUUACUCUCUCUCUCUCUCUUCCUGAUUUAUUUGUCUAUAUAAAAGGGGUGUGUUUAUAUUCUGUAAUUGCUUCAAAUUCUUUGCCAAUUUUCGGAUAAUGUCAACACUCAAAUAUUCCUGUGUUAUGAUGUGUUCUUGAGCAUUA
Salvia miltiorrhiza (redroot sage) is the source of this 1973-nucleotide messenger RNA. RefSeq lists its product as uncharacterized. The transcript has 15 exons. The record is from RefSeq and is a predicted model, not a curated record. Lineage: Eukaryota; Viridiplantae; Streptophyta; Magnoliopsida; Lamiales; Lamiaceae. Gene Ontology annotation, molecular function: protein serine/threonine kinase activity; ATP binding. Gene Ontology annotation, cellular component: nucleus; cytoplasm. Gene Ontology annotation, biological process: signal transduction; endocytosis; peptidyl-serine phosphorylation. The coding region runs from base 278 to 1813 and encodes 511 amino acids.